Molecule: messenger RNA, 1801 nt
Organism: Trametes versicolor FP-101664 SS1
Lineage: Eukaryota; Fungi; Basidiomycota; Agaricomycetes; Polyporales; Polyporaceae
Exons: 6
Coding region: 150-1706 (518 amino acids)
Biological process (GO): GPI anchor biosynthetic process
Cellular component (GO): endoplasmic reticulum
Molecular function (GO): hydrolase activity
Source: RefSeq, a predicted model, not a curated record
CUUGUUGUUGCUGCUGUAUACACUACUUCUGCUAGUGAUCUGAUACCUGGCCGACACCGUACCACCCGUCUGGGGCUUUGGCUAUGCUGUAAGACGUACUAAGCUACCUUGAAGCCACUCUGCCUUCCUCUCCUCACCGUCAGCACGCCAUGGUCAUCGUGCGCUCGUGCACCGUGCCACGUCUUGUCAACUUUCUCAGGCUUGUAUGGCUACUCUCAGUAGCAUGGUACGAACUUGGCACCUUCUACCACCAUACUGCAGGCUGUGCGUGGCCAGAUGAGACACUUGCGACGUCUGGCACCUCCACCGUACCUCCAACACAUGUUCUUUUGGUCGCCGACCCCCAGAUUCUUGACCACCGCUCUUACCCGGAGCGCCCACCAUGGCUUAUGCGCCUGAGCCAAUUCAUCGUGGACUUGAAUAUCAGGAAGAGCUGGCGUGCAGUGCUGCGACGCCGUCCUGAGCAAGUCGUCUUUCUUGGAGACAUGAUGGACAACGGUAGGGUGGACAUGUCUGACGAUGAGUACGGUCGCUACGUUCGUAGGUUCAGGAGCAUUUUCGCGCAUGAUGAGCGUCUCGCCAUGCAUUACAUGCCCGGGAACCAUGACAUAGGGUUAGGCGUGUCGUCCCCCUCAUAUCGGUUUUCUGACCUUGCCCGGGAGCGUUACCUCUCUUCCUUCGGCCCGCUCAACCAGCGCAUCACUUUGGGCAAUCACACAGUGCUGCUGAUAGAUGCGCCCAGUCUUGUUGAUGAAGAACGAGCGCGUACAGCCUCGGGCGCAUCGUACUCUGAAUGGGCAGCAGCACAUUCAGAUAGCACCACUGCAUUCGUGCAAGCGUUCGGCCGAAACGCAGAUCUUUCCGAAAGCGACGGCCUCAUCUUAUUCACUCACGUCCCGCUGUCCCGGCCCGAAGGGACGUCUUGUGGCCCCCUACGCGAGCGCGGCACUCUUCGCCAGGGCCGAGGAUUGGGGUACCAAAAUUUGCUCACUCCCCAGGCGUCGCAAUUCCUGUUGCAGAACAUACGACCGGCGAUCAUCUUCGGCGGAGAUGACCACGAUUACUGCGAAUACGUCCACACCGUUCCAUCCGUGGAUACGAAGCGUCCGUCGCCGCCCGCCUCGAUACCCGAGAUAACAGUGAAGUCGUUCUCUAUGGCUAUGGGCAUCCGACGGCCUGGCUACCAGCUGCUCUCCCUUAUUCCGCCGGCCGCCUUCCCGGAGACCCAGACGAUCGCGCACACGCCGUGUCUUCUACCCGACCAGCUCGGCAUCUAUCUCAACAUCUACGUCCCGCUCAUCGUCCUGAGUCUGGCGAUCCUCCUCUUGUCGAACAUCCGACGUUCAUGCACCCGCCACUCUACAUCCACCGCGCGGUCAAGCGAGUGGACAUCCUUGGACCCUAAUGACGCGGCUGAGCCCGACUACGACCUCCCUCCGCCAAGCGCAUGGCGCUCGAAGGAGUUCCCGCGGCCAGGUUGGUCGCGCACGUUCGCUGUCCCCUUCAGCGGGCGUCGACUGCGAGUGACACUUGCUCCAUCUGCGCUGCUUGAGCCAUUGAAGGCAUUUCUCUGGACGGGUGGGAAAGCAGGUGACGACGAGAGCCGGAGGAAGAGAAGCGUUCUGAAGGGUUUCUUGUUCGACAUACGGGAUGUUGCAUGGGCGCCGCUCGCGUUAUUUGUACUGAUCGCGUGGUGGGUGUGGUGAAUUCUCUGGAGGUGGCUUGCUGCGCUGCGUAUGCUCGAGUGCUGUAUGUGCUGUAUGUAUGCGAUCCCAGGAUAUCACUCUUGCUUGGCCGACCG